This is a messenger RNA of Lingula anatina, 3180 nucleotides long. Its product is annotated as 45 kDa calcium-binding protein. Gene Ontology annotation, cellular component: endoplasmic reticulum. Lineage: Eukaryota; Metazoa; Brachiopoda; Lingulata; Lingulida; Lingulidae. Gene Ontology annotation, biological process: calcium-ion regulated exocytosis. Gene Ontology annotation, molecular function: calcium ion binding. The record is from RefSeq and is a predicted model, not a curated record.
CCAGCGGUAGCGGUGGUUGGGCGGUAUAUUCAUUGUAGAAUGGCCUUGACUCAGUUAGCUGAAGAAGAUCAACGAUGCAGGUAGAACACUCGAUGACGAAGUCUUGCUGACAACGCGCUAAAAAAGGGUCAUACAGUCAAGAAGCAGGAAGAUGUUGUUUAACUGUGAUCUGUCCAGACAUUUCACCUUGGUGUUAUGUAUUACUGUGAUCAUUCCUAAUGCAAUAUGGACACUUCCCAUUGUCCCCAGUAAUGUAAGGAGGAAUAGGGGUGAGCAGCAAAAGAUUGUAGAAAAGCAGAGUCCAGCCAAUCCACCACAGCUGCCAGUUGCAUCUCAAAAGGACAGCCAACCAAAUUCUGAUCUCAAGGUCAAGGUUGCUGAUCCUAAGGUCAAGGUUGUUGAUUCCAAGGUCAGGGACAUUGAUGCAGAGGCAAAGAACAUUGAUGUCAAGGUUGGUGAAGGGCAUGAAAAUAAAAAGGGGGAUGGUGGGAUGUUGGAAUAUGGGAAAGCCCCUGAUGUCAAACUCUCAGUAAAGAAACUUAAACCCCCAGAUCAUCUUGAUGCUGUAAAAAUGGAGCAAGAUGGACAUCUUAACCGUGAUUAUAAAAAAGAGGUUCUGCUCGGUGAACACGAAGAAAUGGAAAAAGAUACCCCUGAAGAAAAAGCUAAGAGGCUAACUGGGAUAUUUCACAUAGUAGAUACAAACACAGAUGAGUUCAUAGACCAGAAGGAAAUUCAAGAUUGGAUAGUCAAGAAGAUUGAAGAACACUUUGGUCAGGCAGCAAAGGAGAAUGCUGAUAUUUUCAAAUCUUUAGACCUUGACAAUGAUGGACAGAUAGCCUGGGAGGAAUUCCUCACAGAGUUCUUGGUGGCUUUGAAUUGGAAGCGAGCAGAUGCUGAGGUCAAGGCCAGAGAUCCCGAGAAGGCAAUGCAAGGAGUGGAGAGCGAACACCGUGAUCAGCUGAUUACAAACAAGUUUCGGUGGGCCGAGGCUGAUGAUGACAACGACAACAAACUGACGCUGGAGGAGUUCAAAAACUUUAUGCAUCCUGAGGGGAGCAAAAAAAUGACCGAAAACAUGGUUCGAGAUAUCUUGGAGAAUUUGGAUAGCAACAGCGAUGGCAUACUCAGCAUAGAUGAGUUUGCAGCGCUCCCUGGUGGGGAACUGGACGAACAAUUUAACACAGAUGAAUGGAAGGCGUCAGAUAAAAGAUGGCAGGACGAGAGGAAAACUGCAUUCCGCGAAGUUAUUGACAUUAAUAAAGAUGGCAAUCUGACCAAAGAUGAAUUAUUUGAAUAUGUUAAUCCUAAAAAUCCUAACAAUGCCAGACAAGAAGCGGAGAACUUGAUUGCAAUAGCCGAUGGAGAUAAAGAUGGAAAACUUUCUCUCAGAGAAGUGCUAAACAACCCCGAUCUCUUCUAUGGCAGCAAAAUGAUAAAUGCUGGAAGAAAUUUCCAUGAUGAGUUUUGAUUCAUCCUUAUCAUGUGCUUAACAGGGAAAGGAGUUCUUAACAAUAGUAAUAAUAGUAAUAACAAACCUUUAUCUACACCUUUUUGUGGCGUCGUUAGUUUGCCUUAUCCAUCAGAUGGCUAGAUCUCGCCUGCAAGUAUCUUGUUCUUCAUGAAGCCAAUGGACUUGGCAGUUUUGUUUACAAAGAUUAAUUGAGGUCAUUUAACCACAGGAUGUUAAGAUAAACAGUUUCAGCAUUAAAAUAGUGUGUGGAUAAAUUUCUUCAGCAUAAAAUUGGUGUGGGGAUUUCUCUCUCUCUCUCUCUCUCUCUCUCUCUCUCUCUCUGGGGAAACAUAUUUGGAUGAGAAUUCUCUUUUUUGUCUGAUAUGUAUUGUCAUUUACAUACUAUUAUUGUUAUUAUUAUUUUGCAACCACUGGGAUUGCAUCUCCCUUAGAUAAGCUAAGAAUACAGCUGAGCUUGUGGAAAAGGUUGAUGUGUAUGCCAAAUUAGUAGGGCUUUUCCAGUGCAUUUAGAUAUUAUGAAAUAGAUUAUAAAGACAACCAAUGGAGCUUUGCACAAAAUAAAGGAAUCCAAUUUAAUUGGCAAGGCAAGUUCUUAAUCUGACUUAAACAACAGUUGGUUAAUGAAUUGCAUUUGUGCGUGUCGUUACUGUAGUACAUGGUAGAGCAUGACAGGAUCUACUGUUUCCUGCUCGAACUUUGAUUUAAGUGUAGUUACAGGGCAAAAAUUGAUCAUUGUCAGUGGCCCUAUUUUUAGUAUUUUCUGAAAUGCUAGUAAAAUACAGUUAUUUGGAUAUAUCAACAUAUAAGUAUUUUCACAUUGUUUAGAUUUUUGUUUUAUUUUUAAGAUGGUCACAUGUAUGGCUACUAUUCAGCCUUAAAUGCAAAUGGAGAAUUGUGUGCUUAAUGUCAGUAUUUUUCCUUUCCAAGCUAAAAGGGUGGAGGGGCCACUUGUUUUUGACAUAUUAACUAAUAUUUUUGUGUUAAAUCAUUGAUAAAUUGGCAAUAAAUAAACAUAAUGUAGACUGCAGAUCUUCCAGUCCCAAAAAGUGCAAGGUCACUCAUAUAUAAUUUUCAUAAUCAAAAGUUGAACUCUUUGGGAAUAAUUGCAUUUGUUUUCACAUUGUCAUUGGCCAUGAUGGCAUUUCAUAAUACAGUUGUUGUUGAUGAUUGGCAAAACCUACCUUGUUUAAUGGUAGCCAGUUCUUUAAUUUCCUUUAUGUGGGGGAGGUGACUUGAUCAUACAUUCUGUACAUCUAUGUUUUUACGUUUUUGGUUCAUGGUGUAAGUAUACAAAAAUAUAUUUAGUGUAGAGAUGUGGAUAAGGGUCUAAAUACGUAUCUGUUUUAAAAAAAUUCAGCAUGUUAGACGUACUGUGUGUAUAACAUAGGAGGGAAUUUAUUUUUUGUUAGCAAGAGAAAAGCAGUCUUGUGUCCGUAAAUUGUCAGUUUAAAAAUAUGACUCAAGUUGUCUAUUGCAAAUUACUUUGGAAAAUUAUCAUAUGUUAAUUUUGUUUACUAGAAUAUUAAGCAAUUUUUAUUUAAAAUUCAUUUUAUUUGUAAUUGUUUAUUUUUUACACGAUACGAGACAUUUCUGGGUGAAGUAAUUUAAAGUCUCCUGUUAGAGUAGCACAUAAGUUGUUAAAGAUAAAGAAAUAUUCAUAGUUGUCCAUUUUUAUUUUGGACAGAGUAAAAGAAAGAAAGUAUAAA